Messenger RNA from Papaver somniferum (opium poppy), 1833 nucleotides. RefSeq names its product pentatricopeptide repeat-containing protein At4g21065-like. The record is from RefSeq and is a predicted model, not a curated record. NCBI's taxonomy places the organism in Eukaryota, Viridiplantae, Streptophyta, Magnoliopsida, Ranunculales, Papaveraceae. The transcript has a single exon. Gene Ontology annotation, biological process: RNA modification. Gene Ontology annotation, molecular function: protein binding; RNA binding; zinc ion binding. Bases 1 to 1833 code for a protein of 610 amino acids.
AUGCUUUCUUCACUGUCUAUAACCUCUCCGUCUCACCCCCUCCCCGCAGCUUCUACUACAGCUUAUCAGAACCCUAAGACCACCUUCUCAAAAUCCAACCAACUGCAAACCACUUUCCAUCUUCUUCAACAGUGCAACAACCUUGCAGAACUCAAACAACUUCAUACCUGUAUCAUUAAAACCGGUUUCUCUCAAGGCCACCAAGCCCAAAACCGCCUGCUCUCUGCUUGUCUGGGAAACCGCUGUUCUGAAUCACUGGAUUACGCUCUCCUCCUCUUCGCACAAUCAUCAAACCCGACCGUGUUCAUACGUAACAACGUUAUUAAACACUUGGCUGAAACUAAUACUCCUGAAAAAGCAUUUCGUUUCUAUUCCUUCACACAUUUAGAUGGUUUUCCUUCAAAUAAUUACACCUUUCCGUUAUUAUUCAAAGUCUGUUCUCGGCUUCAUGGAAUUGAAGAAGGUGAACAGAUUCAUGCCCAUGUCAUCAAAACUGGGUUUGAAUCCGAUAUUCAUGUUAAGAAUGCUUUGAUUCAUUUCUACUGCACCUGUGGCGUCUUUGAUGAUGCGAGGGCUGUGUUUGAUAAAAUGUCCGAAAGAGAUACCGUGACUUGGAAUUCGAUAAUUACUGGUUAUACGCAGAAUGGGUUUUCAGGGGAAGCUCUGAAUUUGUUUAGGGAUAUGCAGGUUCAUGGAUCAGAACCUGAUGAGGUAACAAUGGUUAGUGUUCUCUCUGCAUGUGCUCAUGCUGGUGCACUUGAAUUAGGGAAGUGGGUUCAUGCAUAUCUUGAGAAAAACAAUUUAGACGGUAAAAUUAGUGUAAAAACAGCUCUUGUAGAUAUGUACUCUAAAUGUGGGUUAAUAGAGAGAGCAUUGGAAGUCUUUGAGGAGAUACCUAAUAGGAAUGUUGUCUGUUGGACAGCCAUGAUCAAUGGCUUAGCCAUUAAUGGCCUGGGGAAGAAAGCUGUUAGUCUGUUUCAUCUUAUGGUGAAGUCAAAGGUUAAGCCCGAUGAAAUUACCCUUGUCUCAGUCUUCUCUGCUUGCAGUCACAGUGGUCUGUUAGAAGAAGGUAAAAAGCUUUUUGCUGAUCUGAGAAAACGAUACAGGAUCAAAGCUCGGGUGGAGCACUAUGGGUGCAUGGUUGACCUUCUGGGUCGACAUGGGCAUGUGGAUGAAGCUUAUGAUUUGAUCAUGAAGAUGCCGUUUGCACCAAAUGCCGUUAUAUGGAGAACCCUCUUGGGAGCUUGUAAUUUAUAUAAAAGGGUGGAUUUGGGAGAGUUGGUUUUAAAGAAGAUCCUUGAACUGGAACCUCAUUACCAUGGAGAUUUUGUGCUUCUAUCGAAUAUUUAUGCAGCAAAUGGAAAAUGGGAGGAAGCAGUAAAUAUAAGGAAGAUGAUGAAGAAAAAUAAAAUAUCAAAGAUACCAGGGUGCAGUACCAUCGAAAUUGAAAACAGAAUCUAUUCGUUUGUUGUGGAAGAUAAAUCUCAUCGGCAUUCAAAGGAGAUAUACAGGAUGUUGGAUCAAAUUGCUGAAAAAAUAAAACUGGCAGGCUAUGUUCCUGAUACUUCAAAAGUAUUAAUCAACAUGGAGGAGGAAGAGGAUAAAGCAAAUUCACUACUUCAUCAUAGUGAGAAGGUUGCAGUAGCUUUUGGACUUAUUAAGACUGCCCCAGGAAUGCCACUACGGGUAGUGAAAAAUCUUCGUGUCUGUGAUGAUUGUCAUUGUGCCAUGAAGCUUAUCUCAAAGAUCUAUGAACGGGAUAUCAUUCUAAGAGAUCGCAAUCGGUUCCAUCAUUUUAAGGGCGGCCUUUGUUCUUGUGGAGAUUAUUGGUAA